Cucumis sativus (cucumber) is the source of this 572-nucleotide messenger RNA. RefSeq lists its product as uncharacterized. The transcript is spliced from 3 exons. The record is from RefSeq and is a predicted model, not a curated record. NCBI's taxonomy places the organism in Eukaryota, Viridiplantae, Streptophyta, Magnoliopsida, Cucurbitales, Cucurbitaceae. The coding region runs from base 66 to 572 and encodes 168 amino acids.
UCCUCCAUCCCCAACCAAUUCUCUCCGGCCAUUUCCUUUCAACUCUUGUGUUGAGAAGGGAAUUGAUGAUUAACAGUGAAGCAAUUGGAGUAUCAUUAUUUGUUGUGGGGAUUGUUGGAUGGGUUUAUAAAUCACUUAAACCUCCAGCUCCAAAGAUAUGUGGAACACCAAAUGGGCCUCCAGUAACUUCACCGAGAAUUAAGCUCAAUGAUGGAAGGCAUUUGGCCUACAAAGAAGUUGGAGUUCCUAAGGAAAAGGCAAAAUACAAAGUCAUAAUGUGCCAUGGCUAUGAUACUUCAAAACAUAUGCACCUAGCUCUUUCACAAGAGUUUAUGGAGGAGCUUAAUGUACACAUAGUACUAUACGAUAGAGCUGGUUAUGGAGAGAGCGACCCAUAUCCAUCACGCUCUGUAAAAUCAGAAGCAUUUGACAUUCAAGAAUUAGCUGACCAAUUGGAACUUGGCAACCAAUUUUAUGUACUUGGAGCUUCCUUUGGUACAUACGCUGUUUGGAGUUGCCUAAAUUACAUUCCACACAGGCAAAUAUGCAUUAUAUUUUUACGAAUUUCAUAA